Molecule: messenger RNA, 700 nt
Organism: Nylanderia fulva
Lineage: Eukaryota; Metazoa; Arthropoda; Insecta; Hymenoptera; Formicidae
Product: ATPase inhibitor mai-2, mitochondrial
Biological process (GO): negative regulation of ATP-dependent activity
Cellular component (GO): mitochondrion
Molecular function (GO): ATPase inhibitor activity
Source: RefSeq, a predicted model, not a curated record
CGAGAGACCGCUACAAGUCCUUGUCGGUCUGCCAAGUUCUUACUAACGUCUAGCUGAUAUCAAGUAUUUCGUGAAAAAAUGCAACGAGCAAUUACGACGUUUUCGCGGAAUAUUUCUGCGUUAAGUCAGGUAAGAAUGUCUGGAGAACGUGGUUCCGGUGUUGGAAAAGGAGGUGGUGGUGGUGGCACCAUCCGUGAAGCUGGUGGUUCUUUUGGAAAGAUGGAAGCUGCCAAUGAAGAUCAAUACUUUUAUAAUCAGCAAAAGGAGCAAUUGGCAAAGAUGAGAGAGAGCCUGCACGAUGAAAUCUCUUUCCACGAGGAACAGAUUAAGCGUCAUCAGGAAGCUAUAAAUCGUCACAAAAAGCGAAUUACAGAUAUGGAAACCAAAGAGUGAAUGUGUGAAGAAGUUCUAUUAGUGUGAUAUUUCUGAGUUUGGCGAUACUAUUAAUUUCAAUGUAAAAAGGGUGAAAAUAAUAAGAAUAUCGCAGCAAUUUUUUUUUUUUAUGUAUAAAAUGUUAAAUAGAUAUUAAAUGCAAUGCUGUUACUUAACAUAUAUUAUUUAAGCAUGGAUUCAUAUUGAAUAUUAUAUAGAUUGGUUACUUUUUGGGGAAAACUAUCUCAUAUAAGAGACCUUUGUAUUUGAAAUGUCUAAAAGACAGCUAUAUACUUGAGAAUAAAACGUGUUUUUCAUUGUUGCUUAA